Messenger RNA from Aegilops tauschii subsp. strangulata, 708 nucleotides. RefSeq lists its product as uncharacterized. The record is from RefSeq and is a predicted model, not a curated record. Gene Ontology annotation, molecular function: microtubule binding. Gene Ontology annotation, biological process: cytoplasmic microtubule organization. Lineage: Eukaryota; Viridiplantae; Streptophyta; Magnoliopsida; Poales; Poaceae.
GUUUUUUUUUGGCUGCUGCUGCGUGUUCGUGGGCCGGCCCACCAAAGCGCCGCAGUGAGCGCCAGUUUUGUUCGGCGGCGCUGAACGCGCUGGAUAGGAGGUCCCCCCGAUCCGACCCGACGACCCGGGUCUGUCCUAUCUCCUUUCCUCUUCCCUUCCAGACAGAUCCUGAUCACCAGCAUCGCAAGAGAAAAAAAAAAACGAUCUCCGGCGGCGGCGGCGGCGAUGGUGUGCACCAAGUGCGAGAAGAAGCUGGGGAAGGUGAUCGUCCCGGACAAGUGGAAGGAGGGCGCCAGCAACACCUACGAGGGCGGCGGCCGCAAGAUCAACGAGAACAAGCUCCUCUCCAAGAAGAGCAGGUGGACUCCUUAUGGAAAUACCAAAUGCAUAAUCUGUAAGCAACAGGUGCACCAGGACGGUAAAUACUGCCACACCUGUGCCUAUUCAAAAGGGGUGUGUGCGAUGUGUGGCAAGCAAGUGCUGGACACGAAGCUGUACAAGCAAAGCAAUGUGUGAGUAGGAUACUCAUGUGGUGGACUUGGUAUGUUUGACAUGUAAGAUCAUGACAUCCAUGUACUAGCGAUAUUGCUGUGCAAAAACGUGUUGUAUGCGCGUUAUGAAAAGAACAAAUUUUAACAGUUGUGUAAGCGGGCGCGGUUGUCUCUGUAAUUUGAACCCUUGAGCAAUGUGGAUUUUGCUGCCCUGGCA